AUGGAUCCAUUAUUUAAGAACAUUUGGGAGGUAGCCAAACACUUGAGCCAAAAAGGGAAGGUUACCACCUCAACCCGCACCCCUUUCUUUAUCGAGAAAGAGAUUUUAACGUCUGGUGUCGAAGAUGAAGAUACUGAAGCAACUCCACGCAAUAUUAUUAAACAUCCCGAAAACAAACCGCUCGCAGUGAUUGAGAAGUCUGCGCUAUAUGUAAGAGAAUCAUACGAGGACCUUUACGACCUAAUAAUCAAUCAAGUAGAUGGGAAUUUCAAAUACAAACUCCUCGUCACUGGCACGUCGGGUGUCGGUAAAUCAUGCUUCUUGAUUUACCUCUUAAUCCAGCUUUUCCAUGAUUUUGAGGAUGUCACGAUCAUUCUCCAGUCAAUCCAAAACGAAUACUUUUAUUGCUUUCAGAGUUCUGAUUUCAGUGUUGGGAGCUAUGAUGACUUCUCGGCUUACUUCAGAUCCUCCAAAACGUGGUAUCUAGCGGAUGGUAUUCUUUCUCCCAAGCUUGUCCCGGCAAAAACAGUGGUUGCUUUAUCCGCAAAAGGCGUCUACAAAGAUGAAUUUCAAGAAUUUGAUAAGAUACUUGUGAGGCAAUUAUACCUUCCUCCUUGGUCGUUAGAGGAGUUGUUAGUUUGUCAGAAACAUAUCUUCCAAAAUGUACCGAAAGACAUAAUAUUGAAUCUUUAUGACAAGGUGGGUGGUGUGCCGAGAUACGUUCUCCGAAGGGCUGAUGACGCGUUGCAAUGCUGUAAGGAUCCAAGAAUGCCCGACGAGAAGGAUAUUAUAAAACGUGCUCUUGGUCGCGUUGCAACUGCUCUUCAGCAAGUCAAAAAUUUCGAUGACCUUAUACUUUGCGUUACUGAGGAUGCCUACUAUAUUCAAUACAGCAGUCGCCUUGUUCACCGAUGGCCGGAUCCUUUUUAUGAUAGUUACUACCUCCAAUGGGCCUCUCGUUAUAUAUACGAUAAUAUCCAGGAAAGGUUAGAGAAGCAGUCAUCGAAUGAUCUUUUGGAGAGAAUUCAAAGGAUGAAAAACUUUCCCAGCGCCAGAGGGAUUAU
Messenger RNA from Ambispora gerdemannii, 1064 nucleotides. The record is from the annotation of a GenBank genome assembly. Lineage: Eukaryota; Fungi; Glomeromycota; Glomeromycetes; Archaeosporales; Ambisporaceae.